Molecule: messenger RNA, 2730 nt
Organism: Sphenostylis stenocarpa
Lineage: Eukaryota; Viridiplantae; Streptophyta; Magnoliopsida; Fabales; Fabaceae
Source: the annotation of a GenBank genome assembly
AUGGAGGUUAAACAAUGGGCUCGUCUUUGGAUCCGACGAGAGAUUAGUGGGGAUUUGGAGAGAAACGAUUGUUUUUAUAAUAGAUCCAACGUUACCAUCGGCAACACCGUUCAUGCUUUUCUGAUUGCGCUCAUUCUCGCCCUCACCAAUGGACAAAUCAAGCGCUCUGGAGUACAUCAACCAGAUGUUCCCCAACGGUACGCUACAAAUCCCAAUCUCACUCGCAAUCACUUUUAUUCCAACGUUUCGCUUCUCAAAUCCACGUUUGGCAAUGCAGAGGCGUCUCUCUCAGGGGUGGAGCCGCUGAUGCAGAAAAUCCAGAACGAGAUUCGCACCGUCGACGCCGGAAUCCUCGCUGCCGUUCGCCAACAGAGUAAUUCAGGAACUAAGGCGAAGGAAGAUCUCGCCGCCGCCACACGUGCCGUUGAGGAGCUUAUGUAUAAGAUCCGAGAGAUAAAAACUAAAGCUGUGCAGAGUGAAACAAUGGUUCAAGAAAUAUGCCGUGACAUUAAGAAACUGGAUUUUGCGAAGAAGCAUAUAACUACCACAAUUACUGCACUGCAUCGUCUUACAAUGCUCGUCUCUGCUGUUGAACAGCUUCAAGUGAUGGCUUCAAAGCGUCAAUAUAAAGAAGCAGCUGCACAGCUGGAGGUAUCCAAUAUCAUUACUGCACUGUUUACCGUUGUUUACCGCAUUUUGUUUAGCAGUUUGAGGCUUUUAGUUGCCUCUGCAAAGAUUAGGGUUUUAACUUUUGUGCUGCACCUAAACAUGUGUAUGCAGCUUGCAAUUGGAUUUUGUCAUUACUAUACAUACACAUAUCUGGAAAAGCUUUUGGCAGUGAACCAGUUAUGUAGUCAUUUUGAGGCCUAUAGGGAUAUCCCCAAGAUCGUAGAACUGAGGGAGAAGUUUAAGAACAUCAAGCAAAUACUCAAGUCACAUGUGUUUUCUGAUUUUUCUAGCUUAGGUACUGGAAAGGAGACAGAAGAAACAAAUUUACUACAGCAGUUGUCUGAUGCCUGCCUGGUUGUUGAUGCAUUAGAGCCUUCUGUAAGGGAAGAGUUGGUAAAUAAUUUCUGCAAUAGGGAGCUCACUUCAUAUGAACAGAUUUUUGAAGGAGCUGAGCUUGCAAAGUUGGACAAAACUGAGCGAAGAUAUGCAUGGAUUAAGCGCCGAAUGAGAUCAAAUGAAGAAAUUUGGAAAAUCUUUCCAACUUCAUGGCAUGUUUCAUAUCGGCUCUGUAUCCUAUUUUGUAAGAAGACGAGAAAACAACUUGAGGACAUUCUUGCUAAUCUAAAGGAAAAGCCAGAUGUCGGAACCUUGUUAUUGGCAUUACAAAGAACUUUAGAGUUUGAGGAUGAAUUGGCUGAGAAAUUUGGGGGAGGCACUCAAAACAGAGAGAUUGCAAAUGAGAUUGAAGAAAUAGGUAGGGGGACUAAUUCUAGUAAUAGUGCCUUGGAUAUCCGGAAGAAGUAUGAAAAAAAGCUUGCUGCACAUCAAGGAGGUGACGGUGAAGAAAAAGGUGGAGCUAAAGAUUUGGCAGUGCCUGGAGCUGGGUUCAACUUCCGUGGAAUUAUUUCAUCUUGCUUUGAACCUCACUUAACAGUAUAUGUAGAAUUGGAAGAGAAGACGCUAAUGGAAAGUCUGGAGAAACUAGUUCAGGAAGAGACAUGGGAAAUUGAAGAGGGAAGUCAGAGUAGUGUUUUAUCCAGUAGCAUGCAGGUUUUCCAAAGAGUUCUUAAAGCAUAUGCUACAAAGCUCUUUGCUAGACUCCCAAAGGGGGGCACUGGAAUUGUUGCUGCAGCCACAGGCAUGGAUGGACAAAUAAAGGCUGGUGAACUGGCUGAAAGCGUGUCUAAAAUAAUUGACCCUCAAUAUGCAGAAGGGGUGGAUAUGUCUGAAGUGCAGGAUGAAUUCUCGGCCGUUAUAACCAAAUCACUGGUGACCUUGGUGCAUGGCCUGGAAACUAAGUUCGACAUCGAAAUGGCUGCAAUGACACGUGUCCCUUGGGGUACCCUUGAGAGUGUUGGCGAUCAAUCAGAGUAUGUUAAUGCCAUAAAUUUGAUCCUAACCACUAGCAUUCCUGCACUUGGAAGUCUUCUUUCACCUAUCUACUUUCAGUUCUUUCUGGACAAGCUUGCAUCAUCUCUUGGUCCACGCUUUUAUUCUAACAUUUUCAAGUGCAAACAAAUAUCAGAAACUGGAGCUCAACAGAUGCUAUUGGAUACCCAAGCUGUUAAGACAAUCCUUCUUGAAGUUCCUUCCCUUGGUAGACAGACGUCAGGUGCUGCCAGUUAUUCCAAGUUUGUGAGCCGUGAGAUGAGCAAAGCUGAGGCCCUUUUGAAGGUUAUACUUUCUCCAGUUGAUUCUGUAGCAGAUACUUACCGUGCAUUGCUACCUGAGGGUACACCCAUGGAAUUUCAACGCAUCCUGGAGCUUAAGGGUCUGAAAAAAGCGGAUCAACAAAGCAUUCUUGAUGACUUCAACAAACUUGGGCCUGGAAUUAAGCAAACCCAGGUUGCUCCUACAAUUGUGCCAGCAGCUCCUCCGGUAGCUCCCGUGGUCCCUAGCCCCUCUGCGGUUGGACUCAUAGCGUCGAGAGAGGAUGUUCUAACUAGGGCUGCUGCACUUGGACGAGGAGCUGCCACCACUGGGUUCAAGCGGUUCCUAGCUCUAACUGAAGCUGCCAAAGACAGGAAAGAUGGGCCUUUCAGGAAGCUCUUUAAUCCAUAA